Molecule: messenger RNA, 2072 nt
Organism: Marchantia polymorpha subsp. ruderalis
Lineage: Eukaryota; Viridiplantae; Streptophyta; Marchantiopsida; Marchantiales; Marchantiaceae
Source: the annotation of a GenBank genome assembly
GCUUUCCUAUCCAUCCACGAGCCUACGACCAUCGUCGUCAUCUGAGGGCGUCUCGGAAGCAGAGAUGCAACGAAAUGACUGAUGCCACAGCUCCCGUUUGGCUGCCGUCGUCUGCUGCCAACUGAUUGUCUCUGCUCUCGGUGAGCAUUCUCCUCGGCUCAGGCUUGAGCCUCAAUUUUUCUGGUGAGGCGAGGCCAGGUCCCAGACAUUUCCCGCCAGUCUGGAGCUGAGGAGCAGGCUUGGAAGCAAGUAGCAACGAGCUCCGUGAUUCUAGACUCGAGGCAGAGAAAGAAGUGGAGACUUGUCAGAGUGCAUCAAAUUGACAGUUUGCGACUCGGGAGCUCGAGGGGACGAUUGCGAUUAUGGCUUGUGUCAGCCUGCAUUGUGCUAUGGCGUCUCUGUCUAUGGCAUCGUCGUCUGCGGUGCGCACGCAGUCGUCGUCGUCCUCUUCUGCCUCUUCGGGCCCCGAAUUCCGACGUGCUUCGCUUCCACUUAAGUGUAACUUUCGUGGCGAAGACUUAUGCCCGUCUUUGCGUGCCGUCAGUGGGCACAUCCACAUCCGUGAGCUGAAGAGCAAUGCAGUUUCUUCGACCACUGCCACGCCGGUCAGAAUGGCACAGAGUGCCCAAGAAGUUCAGACUGCCACCCAGAUCUCAAAGCCAACCAAGAUGAUCGUCUCCAUUACCGGUGCCACUGGCUUUGUGGGGAGCAGGCUCGUUAAGAAGUUGGUCGAAGAUGGCCACACCGUUCGGGUCCUUACACGUUCCGCAUCUAAGGCGCGAGCUAUUUUCCCUGAACGUACAUUCAAGAACGUUGAGAUCGCAGAACAGGCCGAUUGGGCCAGUUGUAUAGCGGGAUCCACGGGUGUUGUAAACUUGGCAGGGACUCCUAUCAGCGUUCGUUGGACCCCCGAGGUAAAGAAGGACAUCAUGGACAGUAGGGUGUCAGUCACCUCUAAGGUCGUGGAGGCCAUAAAUGCAGCCCCUGAAGAUCAGCGGCCUUCAGUAUUUAUCAGCGCCACGGCUGUCGGAUUUUAUGGCACUAGCGAAGUAUCUGCAUUCGAUGAAACAAGUCCCGCGGGCAAAGACUAUUUGGCAGAGGUCUGCCAAGAAUGGGAAGCAAAGGCUCAAGCACUGACCGAUGGUGUACGGCUUGUUCGCCUGAGAAUAGGCAUUGUCCUGGACAAAGAUGGUGGAGCUCUAGCCCAGAUGGUUCCUCUUUUCAAGAUCUUUGCUGGCGGUCCCAUCGGCUCCGGUAAACAGUGGUUUUCAUGGGUGCACCGUGACGACCUGGUUGCUUUGAUCGUGGAAGCAUUGAACAACCCCGAGUAUGAAGGUGUUAUCAACGGGACGGCACCUAAUCCUGUAAGGUUCACAGAGCUGUGUGAUAGAAUCGGAGCUGUGCUCGGACGACCGUCGUGGCUUCCUGUCCCAGACUUUGCUCUUAAAGCAGUUCUCGGAGAAGGUGCUUUGGUGGUACUGGAAGGCCAAAGAGUACUUCCGAAGCGCGCUCAGGAGCUGGGAUUCAGAUUCAAGUAUCAGUACGUCACAGAUGCUCUGAGAGCGAUUUUGACUUGAUCGUAGUUGGUGUAGUGUAUGGAGUCGAUCCAUCACCGCCACUCUACGGUAGAAGGUUCGAAAUUGGACCAUUUUUGAAGGAGGUAUAGCAGUUUCUCCGGAACUUGUAAAUCAUUGUAACACAAGCAAGAAGCGACGAAGGGCAGCAAGUAAUGUCCAAUCCAACCAACUGAUCACAGUAAUGGGCUUCUCUCACCGCGCAAGCCCUGCGGUAUUAUUCAAGUAUACUGUGGUAUAUCCGAACAUUACGUGUAUCAUCUGCAUAGGAGGAGAGUGGAGAAUAAUCCAUCCAUCCAUUCAUGGGGACUGCACCGAAAUACUUGGAUUCGGAACGAGCAGGAAGACCAAAGAAUGUAGGCUUAGUUCAAGAACAGAGCAGUUCAGUCGCUUUGUGGAUUCUUACCAGAUCAUGGAAGGUUUCAUCCAUGAUCUCAAUCAGUGUAAUCUAUAUGCUCUUCUGCGAGCAAUUUUUUCCAGCCAAUCUGUUGUGAACGC